This is a messenger RNA of Linderina pennispora, 799 nucleotides long. RefSeq lists its product as uncharacterized. The record is from RefSeq and is a predicted model, not a curated record. The transcript is spliced from 3 exons. The coding region runs from base 95 to 604 and encodes 169 amino acids. NCBI's taxonomy places the organism in Eukaryota, Fungi, Kickxellomycota, Kickxellomycetes, Kickxellales, Kickxellaceae.
AUGGCAAGUACUGGGCUGUCUUAUUGGGGCAAUGUGCAAGCAUGCAAUGCACAAAGGCUGAUAUUAUGCAUAUCCUUUCAUGUAGCUUGUGCAGAUGCUGCAGGACCAAGGGAAAGGCCAUGUACGGGAAAGAGCUGUCCUCCACAGGGUGUUUGCCAGUGCCGACCUGACUAAACAGCUCCUGCGAGAUGUUGGCCGUCUGCUGGCUGUUACUCGGGACCAUCGGCUAGCCGACUUGUGGAGGGCAUUGUGCCACACCUACGUCACCAGCGAGACUCAGCAUGCGUUCGAUGAGGCGACCGGCGGGAUUGGCGAGGCGUUCGGGGAAUCCUCCGGCUCGCUGCGCGCGAUGUGGCGGGUUGUGGUGCGCGCGCGCCAGAGCCCACAAGAGGAAAUGGCUGCGGCAUGGCUCGCGGUCUUUGCCACGGCCAGCGAUGCGUUCCCUGGCUCCCUGCUGGCAAACCUAUUUGGUAUUGCGAGCAACCGUGGUCUUGAGACUCAGCAGGUGGUGGCUCGUGAGAUGGCCCUGGACGUCGCCGCAUUCUUCACGGCCCCGUUCGCUGCUGCCUCGGCAGCACGAGCCCAGGUCCUUCAGAGUCUCUAAGCCCCAUGGCUUGACUCCCUUCCAUUGGCAGCAGGGUCUCUGGGCCAUUGGGCGAUCCCUGGCAACCAGCGAGCUCCCAGAACCAGUGAGCCAGGCGCCGGCGUUCCCAGGGAGCAAUUGGCCUGGCACCGUACAGAGCUAGAAAGCCAGAACAGCCCAUGGCAUAGGGCCCGCCAGCUUGAAGUACCAGGAAAA